Scophthalmus maximus (turbot) is the source of this 10065-nucleotide messenger RNA. RefSeq names its product ankyrin 1, erythrocytic a (gene ank1a). Bases 164 to 6277 code for a protein of 2037 amino acids. NCBI's taxonomy places the organism in Eukaryota, Metazoa, Chordata, Actinopteri, Pleuronectiformes, Scophthalmidae. The record is from RefSeq and is a predicted model, not a curated record. Gene Ontology annotation, molecular function: protein binding. The transcript has 45 exons. Gene Ontology annotation, biological process: signal transduction.
AGGAGGAGGAGGAGUAGGAGGCAGAGGGUGAGCACGCUCGCAGACUCUGCAGGAACACACGGCAGCAGCAGAGGCAGCAGCAGCGGCAACGUUGGCCCGAACCAGGUAGUCCCCCGCAGGAUCUGCACACGCCAACGCCGUCCAGACCCCUGCUACCAACGCCAUGGCACAAGCGGCCAAACAUCUCCGCAAGAACAAGGAUUUAGAAGCCCAGCUAGAGCAGGAGCGCAAAGAGAAGGAGGAGGAGAGGGUCAAAAAGAGGAGUCGCUCACGGGAUAAAAAGCGCAAGGCCCACGCCGUGCAUCGCUGGCUAAUCGAUCAGGACAGUAGUGUGAGCUCUGAGAUGCCGGAUGGCCAAGGAGUAUGGCACUAUGAUGAUGAAGCAGAUGCUGGCAACAGUUUUCUCAGAGCGGCCCGUUCUGGCAACUUGGACAAGGCCCUGGAUCAUAUCAAAAAUGGCAUUGAUAUAAAUACAGCCAAUCAGAAUGGGCUCAACGGGCUGCAUCUGGCCUCGAAAGAAGGCCACGUCAAAAUGGUGCUGGAGCUACUCCACAAUGGAAUCGUACUGGAAACCACCACAAAGAAGGGGAACACGGCCCUGCACAUCGCAGCCCUUGCAGGGCAGGAGCAGGUGGUCACAGAGCUGGUCAACUACGGGGCCGAUGUCAAUGCUCAGUCGCAGAAGGGUUUCACUCCACUUUACAUGGCUGCGCAAGAAAACCAUCUAGAGGUUGUGAAGUUUCUUCUGGAGAAUGGAGCCAAUCAGAGCAUUCCAACUGAGGAUGGAUUUACUCCUCUCGCCGUGGCUCUUCAGCAGGGACAUGAAAAUGUUGUGGCCCUGCUCAUCAACUAUGGCACCAAGGGAAAGGUCCGCCUCCCUGCGCUACACAUUGCAGCACGCAACGACGACACACGCACUGCCGCUGUGCUUCUGCAGAACGACCCCAAUCCUGAUGUACUCAGCAAGACUGGAUUCACGCCCCUCCAUAUUGCUGCACACUAUGAAAACCUGAAUGUAGCUCAACUGCUGCUCAAUAGAGGAGCCAAUGUCAACUUCACCCCAAAGAACGGAAUCACUCCUGUGCACAUUGCAUCCAGACGGGGGAACGUGAUCAUGGUACGGCUCCUGCUGGACAGAGGGGCGCAGAUCGACGCCAAAACCAAGGAUGAGCUGACUCCUCUGCAUUGUGCAGCCAGAAAUGGUCAUGUCAGGAUCAUAGAGAUCCUGCUGGACCACGGGGCCCCCAUCCAGGCAAAGACCAAGAAUGGCCUGUCUCCGAUCCACAUGUCAGCGCAGGGCGACCACAUGGACUGUGUGAAGCAGCUUCUGCAGUACAACGCAGAGAUUGAUGACAUCACACUGGACCACCUUACUCCUCUGCAUGUGGCGGCACACUGCGGCCAUCACCGCAUGGCCAAAGUACUGCUAGACAAAGGGGCCAAACCCAACUCUCGGGCACUGAAUGGCUUCACUCCUUUACAUAUUGCUUGUAAAAAGAACCACAUGCGUGUGAUGGAUCUCCUGCUCAAACACUCUGCAUCAUUAGAGGCUGUGACUGAGUCGGGCCUGACCCCUUUGCAUGUGGCAUCAUUUAUGGGUCAUCUCAACAUCGUGAAGAUCCUGCUGCAGAAAGGAGCUUCCCCCAGCGCCUCCAAUGUGAAAGUGGAGACUCCUCUCCAUAUGGCAUCACGGGCGGGACACUAUGAGGUGGCAGAGUUUUUGCUGCAGAAUGCGGCACCGGUGGACGCCAAGGCCAAGGACGACCAAACCCCUUUACAUUGUGCUGCUCGGAUGGGCCACAAGGAGCUUGUGAAGCUGCUGCUGGAGCACAAAGCCAACCCCAAUUCCACCACCACAGCUGGACACACACCCCUACACAUAGCUGCCCGGGAAGGGCAUGCACAAACAGUUCGAAUCCUAUUGGACAUGGAGGCUCAGCAGACGAAGAUGACCAAGAAAGGCUUCACUCCGCUGCAUGUGGCCUCCAAGUAUGGCAAGGUGGAUGUAGCAGAGCUGCUGCUGGAGAGAGGAGCCAACCCUAAUGCUGCAGGGAAGAAUGGCCUGACUCCUCUGCAUGUUGCUGUACAUCACAACAACCUUGAUGUUGUUAACCUGCUUGUCAGCAAGGGAGGAUCGCCACAUAGUGCAGCCAGGAACGGCUACACUGCCCUCCACAUAGCCUCCAAGCAGAACCAGGUAGAGGUGGCCAAUAGCCUGCUGCAGUAUGGAGCCUCAGCCAAUGCUGAGUCACUGCAGGGAGUCACACCUCUCCACCUGGCCUCGCAGGAAGGAAGACCCGACAUGGUCUCCCUGCUCAUCUCCAAACAGGCCAAUGUCAACCUUGGCAACAAGAGUGGAUUAACCCCACUCCACCUGGUGGCACAGGAAGGACAUGUUGGCAUCGCUGAUAUCCUGGUGAAGCAGGGAGCCUCAGUCUAUGCUGCCACACGGAUGGGUUACACCCCUCUCCAUGUAGCUUGUCACUAUGGCAACAUCAAGAUGGUGAAGUUCCUCCUGCAGCAACAGGCCAAUGUCAACAGCAAAACAAGGCUGGGAUACACUCCUCUGCACCAGGCGGCCCAGCAGGGACACACAGACAUUGUGACUCUGUUGCUGAAGCAUGGAGCCCAGCCCAACGAGACCACUACAAACGGCACUUCAGCCCUCGCCAUUGCUAAGAGGUUGGGCUACAUAUCCGUGAUUGACGUCUUGAAGCUUGUCACCGAGGAGACAGUUUCCAUGACGACCACAGAGAAACAUCGCAUGAGUUUCCCUGAAACAGUGGAUGAGAUACUGGAUGUUUCUGAGGAUGAAGGAAUUGCACAGCUAACAUUAGGAGAGGAGCUCUUGGGGACAGAAGGUGCCAGGUACAUGAAGAUGGAUGACAUGAAAGACCAUGAUGACGAUUUCCUCUCCCCCAAGAAAUCACUGGAGUACGAGAGAGGGCUGGGCACAGCAAAUUACUCGCCAGCCAUUCCCAGGAUCCCGCGUGUCUCUCCAGAGACUGUUAUCCUGAAAGAACAUGAGAUAGAUCAGCAACACACUCCACUUCCACUACCCAAAGAAUAUGAUGAGGACUCACUGAUUCCCAGCAGCCCUGCAACUGAGACAUCAGACAAUGUCAGCCCAGUCGCCAGUCCCAUACACACAGGGUUUCUGGUCAGUUUUAUGGUGGAUGCUCGUGGUGGCUCUAUGCGAGGCAGCAGGCAUAAUGGUCUGCGUGUCAUCAUACCUCCGCGGACCUGUGCAGCCCCCACCCGCAUCACCUGCCGCCUGGUGAAGCCACAGAAGUUGACCAGCCCCCCUCCACUGGUGGAAGGAGAGGGGUUGGCCAGCAGGAUCAUCUCCCUGGGUCCAGCUGGCAUGCAGUUCUUGGGACCAGUGAUCGUGGAGAUCCCCCACUUUGCUGCUCUGGGUCGUGGUGACCGGGAGCUUGUGGUGCUGAGGAGCGAGAACGGCUCUGUCUGGAAAGAACAUCGCAAUCGCUACGGCGACGAGGUGCUGGAAACAAUCCUCAACGGGAUGGAUGAGGACUUAGAAAGUCAAGAGGAGCUCGGGAAGAAGCGAAUUCGCCGCAUCAUCUCUACUGACUUCCCCCUUUAUUUUGCGGUUGUAUCACGCGUCCAGCAAGAGAGUGAUCUGAUUGGGCCAGAGGGAGGUUCGCUGACAAGUAAAUUGGUGCCGAUGGUCCAGGCCACAUUUCCAGAGACGGCAGUCACCAAACGAGUCCGACUGGGGCUGCAGGCUCAGCCAGUUCCAGAUGAACUAGUAGCAAAGCUGCUGGGUAACCAGGCAAACUUUAGUCCUGUUGUCACUGUGGAGCCUCGGCGGCGCAAAUUCCACCGACCCAUCGGCCUGUGUAUACCUCUGCCCCCAUCCUGGAGGGAAAGCCCCAGAGACUCUGGGGAGGGUGACACCACCAGCCUGCGUCUGCUUUGCUCUGUCAUAGGUGGCACAGCACCCGCCCAGUGGGAGGACAUCACUGGCACAACCAAGCUUAUGUAUGCUAAUGAAUGUGCUAGUUUUACAACCAAUGUGUCAGCACGAUUCUGGCUCGCAGACUGUCCUCGGACGGCCGAGGCCGUCUCCUUUGCCAACUUGCUCUACAGAGAGUUGUCUGCUGUACCCUACAUGGCCAAGUUUGUGGUGUUUGCAAAGAUGAAUGAACUCCGCGAGGGACGCCUGCGCUGCUACUGCAUGACCGACGAUAAGAUGGAUAAAACCCUGGAGCAACAUGAGAACUUCACAGAGGUGGCUCGCAGCAGAGACAUAGAGGUGAUGGAGGGAAUGCCACUUCACCUGGAGUGUUCAGGAAAUCUCGUGCCAGUGAGGAAGGCCACCCAGCAGCCCCGCUGCUUCAGCUUCCAGGCCUUCAGAGAUAACCGACUCCCUGUCUCUGUUAAGGUUAGAGACAGCAGUAAAGAGCCCACUGGAUUUUUGUCUUUCCUGCGCAAAUCCACCAAGUAUGAGGACAGUCAACAUGUGCUCUGUAACCUCAACAUUACCAUGCCGCCAUGUAUCAAGAUUGUGGGAAGUGAAGACCGGAGGAGAACUCUGACCCCACUGGCGUUAAGAGAAAGAUACAAUGCCCUAAAUGAGCCUGCAAUGGCGUCAAUGACUGCCAUGGAGAGGACUGAGCUGAAAAUGGCUGUGAUUGCAGAACAGUUGGGACUGAGCUGGGCUGAGUUGGCACGUGAGCUUCAGCUCAGUGUGGAUGACAUCAAUAAGAUCCGUGUGGAGAAUCCGAACUCCCUGCUGGAGCAGAGCUCUGCACUGCUCAACCUGUGGGCCACUCGCGAGGGCAAGAGAGCCAAGAUGGAGAGCUUGUACACAGCUCUGAAGAGUAUUGACCGUAUGGACAUUGUCACCAUGUUAGAGGGCCAGCCACCUCAGCCUGCGAGACAAGGCUCCCGUGAUUUCAGCAGACGCCGACACACUGAGAGAGACCACCUCUCCCCUGGUAUUACCAAUGGUUAUGGGCUCGUGCAGGAAGAACUUCUCUCACCGGCCUCCAUGCAGUACAGUUUGCCCUCCCCGCUGGGCGCUGAGCCUUUCUGGCAGGAAGUCUCCAGUCUGGAUUGUGCCCCCAUUGCCACCACAGAAGAAGACACCCUAAUGGAGAUGUCUGAUGUGCAAGUGUGGCCCUCAGGCAACAGUCCCUCCCUGGUGCCUGUGGAAGACUCCUCGCUGGAGUGCAGCAAUGCUGAUGACUCAGAAGGUCUGCUGGGUCUGCCGUAUGGAAGUCUGGGUCGGCCGGCCAGUCAGGCCAGUGCAGCCAGUGGAGGGGGUGGGGUGCUGAGUGGCUCCAUUGAGCUGCCUGAAGACGAUUCAGAGAUGGGCGUUGACUCGCUCAGCACUGCCACGCCAGCCUCACUUGGGGGCACCAUCGCUGGGAUCAAUCUUAACGGGCUGAACAAUGGUCAGGGGUCAGAGGCAAGCUUGGAGGUAUCAGCAGUCACCAGUACAACUGGUGGUGAUGGAGCUGGAGGAGAAGGAGGAAGAGGAGGAGGGACGGGCUCAGACGAAGGGAUUUCUCUUGUUGCAGGACAGCAAAGGGUGUAUGCUCGGCUGAGUGAGUCACCUGGUCUGAGCUGUGUUGCUGAUCGAAAUGGAGACAGGUCAGGUAAUGGGGGAAACGGAGGUGGUGGAGGCUCUUUCCUUUCCUACCUGCAGGAACAGACAGGCCCGGGAUGGAUCCCUGUUACUGACCCUACUCAGGCCUGGGUAGGAAGUCAGCCUAAGUCCAGGCAGGCCAUGGACUCCAUGAUGUCAUCAGUACGUAAUGCUGUGGAUGGAGACAUGUCUUGUAUGUCCCAGGAGGCCUUGCUUCAGCCUGUGAGGGACAUGGGGCACUCUGAGAUCUUACGGGGCCACUUCAGAGGUACCCAGCCGUUUGAGAAGGGUUUGGGCUUCCCGCACAGGGUACCAGAGCUACGGGCCUGGGACGAGGUUCGCCUGAAGGGCCAGGGCGACGAGGUUGAAGAUCUUCCAGGAGAGCAAGUAAGCGAGGAACAAUUCACAGAUGAACAUGGGAACAUCGUCACAAAAAAGAUUGUGCGUAAGGUUGUGCGCAGGGGGAAGGGUUCAGGUGAGGAGGGAGUUCAGGAGGUGUGCAUGGAGGGUUCUCUGCAGGACGCCAAUGAGCUGGAGGCUGAUGCUGAGCAGUUCAUGAGCUACGCCAUUCUGGGCCGGGACGGCAGCAAGCCCGAUACUGUGGAUGUGAAGAAAGGUGCUCAGAUAGUGAAAUGUGCCAGUCUGCGGAGAGUUAAGCAGUGAGGCAGACUGAGUGCUGCGUCCCCUCAGAGGUCUCCGCAGGAUUCAACCCCUUCACCAGAACCAUCCUUUAUGGACACAUGACCAGAAGCAGCUGACAAGAGGAGGAACACUUAAAAAAGCAGACAGGCAGAAAUGAACAGCUGCAGACACCAACUUAAUGACAACUACAGCGGAUAUGCCGACUAUCAGCACGUUCCAGAAGAGAAGGAUACGGAUUUACCUGUAGUUUUUAUUACCUUCUUCUUUUUUUUUAAAGAAACUGUGGGGGGAAAAAAACAUCUAUUACUAGACUAGAUGCAUGAUUUCGUAUAAAACAAAAACCAAACACAAACAAACAAAAAAACUAGCAACCAAAACGUGCUUCCUGUUAUCUGUAUCAGCAUGAGUGACUGCUGCCGCAUGGCCUGUCUUAAACUACAAAUACUGAGGGAAUACAGGGGGGGGGGUAAAAGGGUCGGGAGGGAUGGGGAGGAGACACUGCUGUAUGGGACAGGCAUGCAUUGAAGGGUAUGUUCAAUCACUGGCCAGUUUUCUAAACCAACAGGGAAAAUGUAUCAAACUUAAGAAAAAGGGAGACUAAAAUAAUGAGGGUUACAUAAUCUCUAGGCAACAGGUUACUCCCCCUCCGACCUGGCACACUCUUCUGACCAUCACAAACUAGUUAUAAACCUGUCCCAGUGCUCUAAGUCCAGUAAAGCUACAAUUAUCAUAAGGAUAUUGGUGUUGUACAUAAUAUCGUAUGCACUAAAAUGCUCUACGUGACUGUGUUACGUGUGUUAUUUACGCUAUAAGAUCCCUAAGCGAUGCCACUGAUGCUGCUGUUUCAGGUACAUAAGAAAUUCCUCCCUGUUUUUCUUGUUUGGUUCGUUUUGGUCUGAACCUACGUAUUAUUCUAUAUAUCUCAAGAUCUUUGUGGGUACAAGAACAUACAAAUGUUGUGUCGCUCUGCCUGUUCUAAACGUCAGAUUUCUGUGUCCGGUUCUGUGUUUGUUUCUUUGUGCUUUUCAUGUGCUUUCACCCUUUGCUUUUGACAUGUCAAACUGUAGAGGGAAGACCGUAAAUCACUUACUUUACUGUGGGUUUUUGAGCUUUGGGAGGUAGGUUUCUGCAAUGGGCCUGCCUCGGCUUGUGAUAGUGAGAGAUGUGAUAAAUGACAGAUUAUUGUGAGAGAUUAGCCGACUCUACCAUCUCUCUACUGCGCCUUUAUUUUUGUCCACAGUGCACAGUAUCCUUGUGAAGUCUGUGUUAAACCGAUGUCUGUCUAAAAUCCCAAUACCUCUCUUCACUCCAUGUUGCCCUUAUCGCCCUACCUCCACCUCUCAACCCCUCGCCCCUUCAGUCAGCCUCUCAGAAUAGAUGUAGCAGUCCUGUCCACCUCCAGCAGGGGGCAGGAUCCCACCUUCAGCUCAUAGCAGUGUCUGUUUGACCUCAUCAUGCCGUAUCUGAUACCACCACCCAUUAUGUGCACCUAUAGACCAUCUCACCACCACCAGGAGAUGUCACUUGAUGGGGGUGAAGAUGGUGAAAAUUUAAUAAUGUAGCACAGGUUUGACUGGGUCAAAGACAAGGAGUCAGCAGGAGAAAGGAGAGUGUCGUGUCGAGAGUACAGGACGUGUUGAGCUUUGAUGUUUGUCUCCUUGGUAAUUCUUUGGAGUGUAGCAAAGACAGUCAGCCACCAAUCACUGUGAUGAGAAACUGUAAUACUGACCCGCAACUGUGAGCCUGACCCUUCCUGAAGCGUGUCUCUUGUCUCACCCACCUUCCUGUUCUUGUCUUUUCUUUCAUGAUUUACUGUCUUAACUGUACUCCAGAAGAAGCAAUAACUGCUAACAAAAAGAAAGGAUUGUUGUGAGGGUGCUCAAGUGUGCUUUUGUGUGAUGGAGGGAGCGUGUUACAGGAUCAUAGUUCAGUCUGUCCAUUACAGCUUUAGCCUACUCCUCACUACAAUCAAAAAUGAUGUCAGGACAUUAGUAUCCCACACUUUUCCUCUUUGGAAAAGAAAACUGUUACGUUAAAGUUUUACACUUAAGUUUGGGCAAAUGUUGGUAUGACUCAAUACCAGCCAUCCUCUCUGCAAAGUGCCCAGUGUCUGUUUUAAUAUGGUGUUCAGUCAUGGUUUUUAAACCUUAAUAACAUUCAUAUGCACCUUUUCAAUUUUAUUUUGUGUGUGUGUGUGUGUGUGUGUGUGUGUGUGUGUGUGUGUGUGUGUGUGUGUGUGUGUGUGUGUGAUAUUUUAAUAUCAUGUAUUCAGUCCUGGAUAGUGGGACAUGUCAAUGUUGUGAUAACAUAUCACAGGAAAAAUAUUGCAAAUGGACAAAGAGCAGCAGCUCUCAGAUUAUACUUGCAAUUCUAAUUCACAUAUUUUUAAACAUUUGUUUUAUCUCAGCAAGCGCACCAUCUCACAUGAUGUAAAUUACCUACAUGCAGUUCUUCCAAACAUUAUAUUUUAUGGAAGGAUAUGUAAGACACAAAACCCUUGCAAUAAACACCCAUCAAUAAGUGUUUAGUAUGGCUUCACAGCCAGAGAUGAUGAAUGUAAAGUCUAGGUAUACUGUAAGUCUUGUUAUAAAGUAGUCAUCUGUGUUGGCUCUGUACUUUAGUAGAUAAUAGGGUAUUCACUCUGUUGAUUCAACUCAGUAUCUGCUCUUGAUCAUCAAACAUGUGAGCUCAUUGUCAUUUCAUUGCAAACAUACAUACAAAUCAAGUAUGAAGAGAGGUUUUAUAGAGAGGCCUCAAAUGGGUUUUAUGACAUUUUAACAAAUGUCCCUUCAUGAGAUAUUAUUUCUCUUUUACUAUCUUUUCUAAUAACUACAAAAAAGUUGGAUGUCAGUAAAAAAGUACACUGCAGUGUAAUGGUGUUGUACCCCUCAUGUCAUAGCAUAUGGUUUGCUCUCGGAGGGCACAUAUUUAUGGUACACUAGCUUUGGUUUCUGAAGCAGGGGAUGUUUUAUAAAUAAACUGCUGAUGUCAGGGUUAGAGCGAGGGGGUGGGGAGUGAUUAAAAGACAACAAGGUGGAGCAUUUUGAAGCUGUAUGAAAUUGUGGGGAGGCUUGGUGGCUUCAAUGGCAAGCAUUUUUACUCAACACAGCCCACUCCUGAUCUACUUCUGCCCCCUUAUCGAAUACAAGAUUGAGCCGAUUCUAAGGCUUCUACGCGGUGACAGUUUCAUCGCAGUUUGAAAGGAGGAGUCCAACUAUGUGCAAGCAGAGUGAAGGAGUGGUUGCAUCGGAAAAAAUUAACAAUGGAAAAGCCAAGAUGAUGCCAUGCACCAAGUUCAUGCAAAAAUAUUAACUGUUGCAAAAACUAGAGAACACAUGUAUAUUCCUUUAGAAUGGAUUGAAGACAUUAUUAACGCAAUAGCAUAUUACUCAAUACUAAGGAAUGCAACUGCGCACAUGCACAGAAAAUGUUUUUAACAUAAAAGGCUAUAUAUAUAUGAAUAUAUAAAAAAAUAUAUAUAUAUUUACUUAGAAUGCUAUGCACCCUUACUUGUCAACUGGGAUUCUAGUUAUGUUAUGGAUGUACUUUUAGCAUCAUACAGCUGUAGCUACCAAGAGACUGUUGAGUUCUGGGUAACGCCUGCAACCUGGGGAUAAAUUGGGGUCUUGUGGGUAUUUUAACCUGUUUUGUUUUUGCUCUUUUUUUUUUAUUGUUAUGGAGAGUCAAACGAAGAAUUUAGAUUACACAUGUAAACGCCUUUUAAUCCAAUCAAAUCUGAGGACAUCUAUUGACAAUUUACUCUGUACACCAGCUCAACAUUUACAAAAUUAAUAAAGAAAUGAAAUGUA